GGUGGUCUGAUGGUGGGAGGAGCCGGUGCACUUUACCCUGCAGUCAGAGGACAUCAGCGGUUCUGUCCACGUCCUGCGACCCCGACCAACUCAAGAUGGCGGAUCAGGUAAAGUUCGACGCUGCAGCAGCCGAGGUGAAGCAGCUGAAGACCAAACCUCAGGACGACGAGAUGCUGAAGCUCUACUCUCUGUUCAAGCAGGCCUCUGUGGGUGACGUGAACACAGCUCGUCCAGGGAUGCUGGACUUCACGGGGAAAGCUAAAUGGGACGCCUGGGAGAAACAGAAAGGCAAAAGCAAAGAGGACGCCAUGAAUGAGUACAUCCAGCUGGUGGAGGAGCUGAAGCAGAAAUACGGAAUCUGACUACGGGAAUUUGCUGCUAGAUGGAUUAAGACCAGUCAUCCUUCAUGCCAACUGUGUGAAACGCCUUAAAACCUGUGAACGAGUUACCACGAGUACUUCAGGGACCACCGGACCUGAAACAGACCCUCACACUGUUUCCACCUCCGUGUCGUUGUCGUCCUUCGUUCAGAUGGUCCUGUCAUUUCAAAAUAAAAGUUUUCUCAGUA
Nematolebias whitei (Rio pearlfish) is the source of this 568-nucleotide messenger RNA. RefSeq names its product diazepam binding inhibitor (GABA receptor modulator, acyl-CoA binding protein) (gene dbi). The transcript is spliced from 4 exons. Gene Ontology annotation, molecular function: fatty-acyl-CoA binding. The coding region runs from base 96 to 362 and encodes 88 amino acids. NCBI's taxonomy places the organism in Eukaryota, Metazoa, Chordata, Actinopteri, Cyprinodontiformes, Rivulidae. The record is from RefSeq and is a predicted model, not a curated record. Gene Ontology annotation, biological process: fatty acid metabolic process.